Messenger RNA from Calidris pugnax (ruff), 1828 nucleotides. It is a transcript of the gene SLC5A10, whose product is annotated as solute carrier family 5 (sodium/sugar cotransporter), member 10. Gene Ontology annotation, molecular function: D-glucose:sodium symporter activity. The transcript is spliced from 15 exons. The coding region runs from base 20 to 1828 and encodes 602 amino acids. The record is from RefSeq and is a predicted model, not a curated record. NCBI's taxonomy places the organism in Eukaryota, Metazoa, Chordata, Aves, Charadriiformes, Scolopacidae. Gene Ontology annotation, cellular component: plasma membrane. Gene Ontology annotation, biological process: transmembrane transport.
AGAAGGAGGCAGAGGAGUGAUGGAGGGUAACUCCACUGCAGGGUCCUUCUCCCCCGCGCAGCAGUUCAGCGUCGCUGACCUUGUCGUUGUAGUGGUUUAUUUUGCCUUAAACGUUGCAGUGGGAAUAUGGUCUUCGUGCAGGGUGAACAGGAACACCGUCAGUGGCUAUUUCCUUGCUGGCAGAGACAUGGCAUGGUGGCCAAUCGGUGCCUCUCUCUUCGCCAGCAGCGAAGGCUCGGGGCUCUUCAUCGGGCUGGCUGGGACCGGCGCUGCCGGGGGAAUCGCUGUCACCGGCUUCGAGUGGAACGCGACUUAUGCUCUUCUGGCGCUGGCCUGGGUGUUUGUGCCCGUCUACAUCUCAUCUGGGAUUGUCACGAUGCCUGAGUAUCUCCAGAGAAGGUUUGGAGGGGAGAGGAUCCGGAUGUACCUCUCCAGCCUGUCGCUCCUCCUCUCCAUCUUCACCAAAAUCUCUACGGACCUGUACUCGGGGGCUCUCUUUGUGCAAGUCUGCCUGGGCUGGGACCUUUACCUCUCCACCAUCCUGAUGCUGGUGGUCACGGGGCUCUACACCAUUGCAGGGGGGCUGGCGGCUGUCAUCUACACUGACGCACUGCAGACAUUCAUCAUGGUCCUCGGAGCCAUCAUGCUGGCAGUGAAAGCUUUUAAUGAGAUCGGAGGUUACUCCAACCUGGAAGAGGCCUAUUUAAGAGCUGUGCCAUCCAAGAUCGUUCCCAACGCUACCUGCCACCUGCCCAGAGCGGAUGCAAUGCAUCUCUUCCGAGACCCAGUCUCUGGAGAUCUGCCCUGGACCGGGAUGACCUUCGGGCUGUCUAUCAUGGCCACGUGGUACUGGUGCACCGACCAGGUCAUCGUCCAGCGGUCGCUCUCUGCCAAGAACCUGAGUCACGCCAAGGCCGGCUCCAUCUUAGCCAGCUACCUGAAGAUGCUGCCCUUGUUCGUUAUCAUCAUGCCAGGGAUGAUCAGCAGGGUCCUGUACCCAGAUGCUGUGGCCUGCGUGGACCCUGAGGAGUGCACCCGUGUGUGUGGGGCUGCUGUGGGCUGCUCCAACAUCGCCUACCCCAAGCUGGUGGUCGAGCUGAUGCCCAGCGGGCUGCGGGGUCUGAUGAUUGCGGUGAUGAUGGCUGCACUCAUGUCAUCCCUGACCUCCAUAUUCAACAGCAGCAGCACCCUCUUCACCAUGGACAUCUGGAGGAAGCUGAGGCCGGGGGCUGGCGAGCGAGAGCUGCUCUUGGUGGGCAGGGUGGUCACGGUGGUGCUGGUGGCCCUCAGCGUGGUCUGGAUCCCCAUCCUGCAGAGCUCCAGUGGUGGCCAGCUCUACGUCUACAUCCAGGCUGUCACCAGCUACCUGGCACCCCCCGUCACCGCCGUCUUCGUCCUGGCUGUCUUCUGGCCUCGAGCUAAUGAGCAGGGAGCUUUCUGGGGUCUGAUGGUGGGGCUGGCGCUGGGGCUGGCCAGGAUGGGGCUGGAGCUGGCGUACCCCGUGCCCCACUGCGGGGUCCCCGACCGUCGGCCCUGGCUGCUCGCUGACAUCCACUACCUGCACUUCGCCAUACUGCUCUGUGCUGCCACGGGGGCUGUCGUGGUGGGGGGCAGCCUGCUGACUCCCCCUCCACCUCCAGCACGGCUAAAGGAUCUCACCUGGUGGACCCUCUCACGGGAGCCCCCUCAGCCCUCUGUGGACCUCCCAUCCCGGGGACACCUUGAUGGUGAGGAUGCCAUGGAGCCCCCCUUCUGGGCCCGUGUCUGCGGCGUCAACGCCAUCAUCCUGAUGUGCAUUAAUAUUUUCUGCUAUGCCUAUUUUGCCUAG